GGUUUUCUUGAUUUACAGGCAAAAUUUGGAGGUGGGUUUGAUUUUUUUAGGGAAAAUAAAUGAGGUGGGCGUUUGGUUAUUUUGUUUUUUUUCUCCUCAUUUAGCGAUUUUGUUGUAAACAAUCAGAUUUUUAUGUAUUUUGUUUUCCAGCUCUUGGCCCUUUUGUGCAUUUGACAGAGACCCCAUUUGGAUAAUACAGAAAUCUGUCCUUAUCAAUGAUUUUAAUUUCUUGCUCUUUGUUUUUAUCAAGUGGAAUUUGCCAAAAAAUAGGUUUUGCGAUGUUGAAGUUGGUCUUCGUCCCAUCCGAGGAUCAUGCCAAUUUCACUACCAAUCAGACCUCAGUGAGAUUCUGACUGUUGCAACAGAUUGUUUUAUGGACGUAUGCACAGUUUUGUGGGUGAAUGGUGGCAAUGGGAUUCUUGAGUAUUAUGAGUAAUUCUUUCGGGUGCUCUGCAUCGGGCGAGCGCCUGGUCUCAGCAGCUAGAGAUGGAGAUCUUCAAGAAGCAAAGGCUCUCCUCGAGUACAAUCCUCGACUCGCAAGGUACUCCACUUUUGGAGUUCGAAACUCGCCUUUGCACUACUCGGCAGCUCAAGGCCAUCACGAGAUUGUUUCCCUUCUACUCGAGUCUGGAGUUGAUAUUAAUCUCAGGAACUAUCGUGGGCAGACUGCUCUGAUGCAAGCGUGUCAAUAUGGUCAUUGGGAAGUUGUUCAGACUCUAAUACUUUUCAAAGCCAAUAUUCACAGGGCGGAUUAUUUAAAUGGAGGGACAGCGCUCCAUUUAGCUGCUCUGAAUGGCCACACACGUUGCAUUCGCCUUCUGCUCGCUGAUUACAUUCCCAGCAUUCCUAAUUUUUACAGUGUUUUAAAGAAAAAAUCGAAAAACGAAGAACAAGUUGUCGAGUUUGAUGAAGGUGCACUGUUUGAAGUAUUAAGUAGAUCUGCAGAUGGAGGCGUGACGGCCCUUCAUAUGGCUGCUCUAAACGGUCAUUUCGAGACUGUUCAUCUUCUUCUUGAUUUGGGAGCUUCGGUUUGUGAUAAGACUGUAGAAGAUGGGACUACGAUUGAUUUAAUUGGAGCUGGGAGCACGGCACUCCAUUACGCUGCAUGUGGUGGUAAUGCACAGUGUUGUCAGCUUUUGAUCACAAAAGGUGCCAGUCUUACCACAGAGAAUGCGAAUGGAUGGACACCACUGAUGGUCGCUCGUUCGUGGCAUAGAGAUUGGCUGGAGGAAAUCCUAAGCCAACAACCGAGACGCCUCCCGAAACUCAGCCCUUCGCCUUAUCUAUGCCUUCCUCUCAUGAGCAUUGUCGAAAUUGCUCGACAGUGUGGAUGGAGAUGCAGAGAUUCACAAUCGACCUGUUUAGAUCCAUGCGCCGUUUGCUUAGAAAGAAAGUGUACGGUUGCUGCACAAGGUUGUUUUCACGAGUUCUGUACACACUGCGCCAUAUAUCUUUGCUCCACGUACGCCACAUCAUCCGUGGGCCAAGGCCCGCCAGGCUCGAUCCCUUGUCCACUGUGCCGACAUGCCAUAGUCUCGUUCGUGAAGCUAGCGGAAACUCGGCCCAUAAUCAAGGAAGUGGCCCGAACGAGCCUUUCUCUGCCCUUCUGCGUGUGUUCGGCAGAUGCGACCUCGUUAGAAGGCCCGUUUGAUUUCCAUUGGGCCCGAGUUUCGCCACAGGGCCCGAAUUUCAGGUCCUUGAGCUGCAAGAGGUUUUCUUCGGUCAGGCUUAGCCCGCGACUCUGCAUGGGGGGUUCGAAUACGAGUAACUGUUUGGUCAGCCGGGCAGCCGGGCAGGUGGGCCCGUUGGAGGAUAGAUGUUUGAGGGUUCCGGGCUUCGGGCGGUCGGGUUCAUUGAAUGAGGGCAGAAGAUGGUUGUGUUCUUUCAGUCAGGCCAUGGGAGCAGAUGGAAAUGGAUGCUGAGGGGUUUUUGGAUUAGUGUUUGAUUGAUUUUUGUUUGAAGGAAUUGUUGGAAAAUU
Messenger RNA from Striga asiatica, 1978 nucleotides. The record is from the annotation of a GenBank genome assembly. NCBI's taxonomy places the organism in Eukaryota, Viridiplantae, Streptophyta, Magnoliopsida, Lamiales, Orobanchaceae.